This is a messenger RNA of Cimex lectularius (bed bug), 3273 nucleotides long. RefSeq names its product transport and Golgi organization protein 6 homolog (gene Tango6). The transcript has 12 exons. NCBI's taxonomy places the organism in Eukaryota, Metazoa, Arthropoda, Insecta, Hemiptera, Cimicidae. The record is from RefSeq and is a predicted model, not a curated record. Bases 94 to 2682 code for a protein of 862 amino acids. Gene Ontology annotation, biological process: protein secretion.
AUCAGAGGUUACUGAGAUGUUACUCAGUGUUUAUAACAAUCUAUGUAACUUUAACCGUAUGCGUAUUGUUUUUACCCAACACUGCAUUUUUUUAUGAAAGAAAUGACAGUAGGAGAAAUUUUACAGGAAAUAGAAAACAUCAUCACGCCCAAUGAUGAACCAGGAAUUUCUCUGGAAGAUGUUCUAGUGAGAAAAUGUGAAAAAUAUACAGACAAAGAUUGUCCUUUUCUCACCAGUGUGUCUUUGGACGAUACUAUUACUAAUGAUAAACGAGCAAGAUGGGUUUUUGUACGAGUCCUUCUUGAAAAAUUACUCCACUUGAGAUCAGCUUUACAACAUGCGGAUGAGAAAGAACAGCUUAUAAGUAUUAACCAGAAAAAACACUUGUCAUCAUCGAUAGAAAUGGCUGUGACGCUAGGCAUUGUUGCUCACUUACCAAAAGGUAUUGGCAUUCCAUUGAAACAAAGGUCAUCUUCACAGUUGACCCUCUUUCAAGACACGACUGAAAACGAGAAAAUUUCAAGUUUGAUACUGACCUUAUCAACAUUGAUGGAGCUAAGAAAGGACUCAACAAUGCUUACAAUUAUCACGUCGCAACAUUUGGGUGAUGUUUUGGCCUGUUUGUUUAGCCUUUUGCUCCCAUCGGUUUGGUCUAGGCCAAUAGUCGAGGAUCAGAGGGUUAUUUUUAAGUCUUAUCUAAAAGAAAUUGUCGAAAAGACAUUUCAACCCUACCUCAUUAAAGAAUUAAUGCUUUUGAAUGGAAACAAAGAAUGUCCUCCAAGGUUAUCACACGUUAUUAGAUGCAUGAUGACAGAAAGACUAAUGCUAGAAGGUGGUGUCAUUGCUACAAUACGAGCUAUACUUGACAUAACUGGCGAUACUGCUCCCACCCAAUGGAAAACAGUUGAAAUUUUGGCAAGACUUAUAAUAAAGCCUCAUAUAAAAGAUGUUGAGGCAUAUCAAUUCAAAGUCUAUUCACAAGUCUUGUCUCUUUUAUAUUCCAAGGAAAAACAAUUCAUGCAAAUUGCAGUUUGUUGCGUGAAAAUUCUUAAUGAAAUUUCACCUGAAACCUGUAAGCAAUAUUUCUUGAAUGAGUUGAUGGGUCCUUUAAAAAAGGCGAGCCCAGAGACUGUUGUCACAUCGGCUAUAACUGCUUUACAUAAUUGCAUUGGAAUACCUUGUUCAGACCACUGGUCCUUAAAGCCAGAACUGUUUUCAGAAAUCCACGCCACUCUGUUUCGUCUCUACUGUGACACGUUAAAUAGUGCGACUUUUAUUAAAAAUGAAUUGAGUGAUAUUGUGUGGUCUACAAUUGCACAAUGUGAUUUUGAACGGAUGUUUAAUAUAUUUGUGUUUGAACCUGCUGACAUCACUUUCAAUUAUGGAGACGAAGGUGGGAUUGUUAUUAAAGAAGGAAAACUUGAUGCAUUUUGGGAAGACACUUCUGAUAAAUUACUGCAAUUAGUAUUGUCAAAAGAGGAUUCUAAUGUUUUAAUAAGAUUUUUUAAUGUUUUAUUAACCACUGUGAUAGACGGUACGAUAGAAAAAAAAUUAGUAUGUGCAAAACUUUUAGCAGAAGUUUGUGCUGAAUCUGUUAUCCAGGAUGUUAUUAAUAAAGACCCGUCUGGAAUUGUUGACUUUAUUAAAAGUCUACUGAAUAGUGAUUGUAACGAUGAAAUAUCUUGUCUUGGGCUGAUGGUUCUUGGAGUUAUUCUUGGUAAUCAUUCGAACAAUAACACUCGUGACUGGAAUAAACUGAAGGACCUCGUCGACCCAUUAAAGACGUUUAUGCUUAAAUGUAAAAACCGGGAAGUUAGGAAUUUGGCAGACGAGUUGUACUGUUCGAUUAUGACUCAUGGAGCUACAACAAAAGAAAAGCCAACACAGAAAAAUAAUACUAGAAAUUCCAGUUUUGGAGAAGCUAUUGAUGAGGCUACCGACGCUUUGAUGCCAGUGAGAGCACACGGGAUCAGACAAUUGGGUAGACUCAUCCUUGCAAACGACAGCCAAGCGGUUGCAAAAAAAGAGAUGAUCCUUUGCAUUUUCAAGGAAAAUUUAAAAGAAGAAGAUUCUUAUGUUUACUUAGCAGCUGUCGAAGGUCUUGCUGCUAUGGCUACUGCUUUUCCUGAUGAAGUUCUUACUACUUUAUGUGAGCAGUAUACUUUUUGCAAAGAUCCUGAAAUUAGAUUGAAAGUUGGUGAAAUUCUUGUUAAAGUCAUAAGGCUAUUAAAUGAAAUGGCGAUAAUUUAUAAACAUGAACUUGUUAAUGCUUUUCUUGACGGUUGUCGAGAUAAUGACCAUCUUGUUAGAGCUUCUAGCCUAUCAAAUCUCGGUGAACUUUGCAAAAUACUUUCUUAUAGGAUACACACUUAUCUUACUGAGAUAUUUUAUUGUAUCGAAUGUAUUUUUGAUACUGAUAAAUUCAUGGAACCAAGAAGGGCUGCAGUGAUGGUGCUUACUCAGCUGUUGAAAGGAUUAGGACCAGAUUCUCUUACUGUUUUAGAAAAUAUUUUACUAGAGCUUUAUAGGAAACUAAAGUUCAUCUACAAUAAUGACAAGGAUGACAUAACUAAACUUCACGCCCAGUUAGCUUUGGAAGAGAUCAACGCUUGUACAUUUUCAUUUUUCAGACAACCUUUAGAGCUCAAAAAAAGAAUAUUUGUUCUCGAUCCACCAACUUAAGUGUGUGAAUUUGUUUUAAAUAGACUCACCGGCAAAAUAUUCAGCCCACUUAAGAAAAUAUUCAAUUUUGAAUUCUUUUGGACAUUUUCAUGUUUCUUCCUCUUGUCUCUAUAAGAGAUCUUGUUUGAAGUUUUAUAUUCUUCAUAUAAAAACUUUGGUUUCAUGAAUAGAUUGUCUAAAGAAUGGGCUGAUAGUUAAAAAAAUUUUUUUUUCAAGUUUCACAUCACUGUGAAGAUAAAGAUAUAUGUUAAGUUUAAUAAAGUGAAUAAACAUAGGGCAACAUUUGAGGCAUAAAUCACAAUUAAAGAAAAACGAAAGAAACUAAAUGGGCUACUUAAUUUGCUUCAAAUAGAUUGGUGUAUUGUGCCAAAUUAAAACAAUAUAAUGACAAAUUCACAAAGAAUAUAAAGAUAUAAAUUAUUCACAAUAAUGGUGGAAUUUUUUAUCUGAGUGUAUAUCCAUGCCCACUAAAGACUGAAUCAACUGAGAAAAUUGAAAAAAAGAACUACUUAUAUAUAUAUUAAAGACUGCACAAUAUAGAGUUACAGACAGUAUCACUUAUGAAAAAUAAAAAAUCACUGUUCUUCUGCA